Molecule: messenger RNA, 366 nt
Organism: Vanrija pseudolonga
Lineage: Eukaryota; Fungi; Basidiomycota; Tremellomycetes; Trichosporonales; Trichosporonaceae
Exons: 3
Coding region: 1-366 (121 amino acids)
Source: RefSeq, a predicted model, not a curated record
AUGCUCGCCCGUUCUCUCAUUGCCACUGCCAUCGCCGCGACUGCAGUCGCCGCGUUCCCCGAAGCCGUCAGCGUCGAGAUCGCCGCCCGUCAGGCGGGCACCUGCGCGAACGAGUGCCUCAACUUGCCGACCUAUGACCAGGUCUGCAGUGCCAGGGACAAGCUUAACAGCUGUGCCACGUGCGCGAAGAGCACUGGCAACUCGGACCUCAUCAACAGCGUCACCCAGCUGCAGCAGAUGGCCGACUCGAAGUGCGGCUCGAGCUCGAGCUCGAGCAGCAAGCCGUCGUCCGGCACCAAGGCAUCGGUCGGCGCCGGCGCCGUCGGCGUUGCCGUUGCGGUCGUGGCUGGCGUAUCGCUCUUCUAA